Messenger RNA from Peromyscus maniculatus bairdii (prairie deer mouse), 1526 nucleotides. The record is from RefSeq and is a predicted model, not a curated record. NCBI's taxonomy places the organism in Eukaryota, Metazoa, Chordata, Mammalia, Rodentia, Cricetidae.
AGGAAGAUGCAGCUGUGGAGGUGAGCAGACUGGAAGAGCCAAGGUUCACCCAGCCCGCUGUUUUUUCAUACCAUGUGGCCCUUCCGGAGCAAUGAUCUCUUCCCGCCCCCUACUGAAGCCUGGCUCCAGAAGGUCUCCUCAGAUCCUGAGGCCCAAGGUUGGGGGGCCUGGGGCAUGGCUGAAAAGACCCCUUUGGGGCCAAGAGCUGAGAGGAAAGCAGAGAGUGAUGAGGAAGCUGAGGAAAAUGGAGAUGCAGGCUUCCUGCUGUCCAUGCUGAAGCAAGAAAACCUGGCCGAGUCUCCAGUAUACAACCAGGAGUUGGAGGCCAUCAAGCUGAAGCUGUGGGCCAUGGAGCAUGCUGACACCCGACAGGAGCCAUCCUAUGUACAAAGAAGGGUCACAGAGGAAGAGGGGGCUGAGGCCAGACAGCUGCUGAGCCCUGAGACCAUAGGCUACUUCUUCCCUGGGACCCCCAAGGAAAAGGUGGAGGCUGACCACAGAUCUGUCUAUGUGGGCAACGUGGAUUAUGGAGGCUCGGCUGCUGAGCUGGAGGCCUACUUCAGCCCCUGUGGGGAGAUUCACCGGGUCACCAUCCUGUGCGACAAGUUCUCUGGACACCCGAAGGGCUAUGCCUAUAUCGAGUUUGCUUCCCAGAGCUCUGUCCAGGCUGCUGUGGAUCUGGAUGAGAGCACCUUCCGAGGGCGGAUCAUCAAGGUACUUCCCAAAAGGACGAACUUCCCAGGAAUCAGCUCCACAGAUCGUGGUGGGCUGCGGACACACUUGGGCAGCAGGGCUCAGCCCUUCCUGCACAGUAGCCUCCAUCGAAGAUCUCGGUUCAGACCCCAUGGACAAAGCCGGUAAGUGGGCCCGAGUGCGAGUCUGAGUCUGGAGAUCUGAGCAACAAGAUUCCUGGAGCCUGACCCUGAUGCUGGCUAGUCAGUCUUCACAACAUCAUGCUAAGAGAGGACUGUUGUCCCCUCACAUGAACCUUAACUGGCCAGGGCACUUGGGAAGGGGCUGAGUCAGAGCUCAUGGUUUCUACUAGCCUGGACAGCCUCUGUGCAACCUCCCUACCUGGUAGGGAUACUCCUUCCUGGUCACUAGGACUCUGCAGGUGCUAGGCCAUAGAGGGUGGGAUCCACAGCAGGCCCCUCUGGCCUGAAGUACAGGUAAGGCUGUAGCUGAGCCCAUGGGCCACGUGUGGCAAACUCUGGCCCCAGACCUCCCUCCUCCCCUGGAACCACUUCCUCACGAGAGCAGGGAGCCUGAGAAGGUGCCUCCCACAGUCCCUGAGCAGCUUCGCAGGCUCCCUGCCCAGGUGUCCUCCAGGCCUAUCCCUCUGAAGGCAACUCAGCUGCCUUUGUCUCCCUCCCUCUCUGCAGGGGCCGUGGACGCGUCUCACCAUGGUUCUCACCAUAUUGAAAAGAUGGCCCAGUUUUCAAAGUGGGGCCAGGAGCUGGGUCAGGAGUAAACAGCGGUCUUCCCACUUACUCCAAACUGGUCUUCAAGCCUGGCAGCCCACAAGG